Messenger RNA from Rangifer tarandus platyrhynchus (Svalbard reindeer), 396 nucleotides. The record is from the annotation of a GenBank genome assembly. NCBI's taxonomy places the organism in Eukaryota, Metazoa, Chordata, Mammalia, Artiodactyla, Cervidae.
AUGUCCUAUUUGGCCCAAGAAAGAUGCUGGCACGCUGUAUCAAAGAGUCUGGAAAAGAAUAUGUCAGCCUUUCCUACCUCCGGGACGAGGAGAAACACAGACCACGAUGACGGAGACCCACCAGAUGUGCGCAGGAAGUGGCCAUCCAGUGCUGGAGAGGACCGGGCCAUGCUGCUGGGGUUUGCAAUGAUGGGUUUCUCUGUCCUAAUGUUCUUCGUGCUUGGAGUAACCGUCCUGAAGCCCUUCUUGGUCAGAGAGAAGAAUCGAACUGCACUAUCAUCCUUGUGCACAUCAUGGACGACUGGAUAUGGACUGCUGAGGUCAGGGCAAGUACCCGUGUCUCCAGGUGUUGGUGAACCUCACCCAUUCAGGUCAGAAAGUGCUCCUACAUUAUAA